GUUUAUCGGUAGAGGUAGUCAGCCUGAAUGUUGGCAGCAAUCUCAGCCUCCCAUUUGUCUCCAUUGUUGAGCAAUUUCUCCUUGUUGUACAGCAGCUCUUCAUGAGUUUCUGUGGAGAACUCAAAAUUGGGUCCCUGAGAAAGGAAGGGACACGCAAAGGCAAAAGCAGAAAUGUUAACACAUGGAUUCUAGAUUGAGAAUACCACCUCAACCCUCUCUGAUUCUACUUCACCAUUCCCUUUAUCAUGAAUACAACAAACAGUACUGCACUACUGGAGGAGCUCAGGCCAUGGUCCAGGGCAGAGAAAUCCCUGCUUGUGGCUGUGCUAAGUGUUGAGAUGGUGCUAGGUAUUCUUGGAAACACUUUGGUUCUAAUUGUCAAAAUUGUGUGUAAAUAUCAUUUCCAGUGCGUCCACUGGCUUCCCCUGGUCAGCCUCACCCUCUCUGACCUCAGCUGCUCUGUUCUGAUCAUCUCUGGCUCGUUGCUGGCCACUCUCACUGGGGGCCAGAGGUCUCCAUGGUGUGAGGUGGUCAGUUUGUUCAAGUUCACCUUCAUGACUUCAUCCAUUGGAAGUAUCGCCAUCCUGUGUGUCCAAAGGUUCAUGGGCAUACGCUCAACAGGAAGUUGUUGGUCUGUCAUCAUGGUACUAGCAUGUUUCACCUCUUGGCUGUUUGGUGUGGUGUUCGGGAUUGUGCCAGUAAUAUAUGGCUGGAUCAAGUAUGACUCUGCUGAGAUGCUGUGUGCAGUCUUUUGGGAGAGCGUGUACUCUGACAUGCUUGUCUACAUCCUCUGUGCAUUCUCUGUCUGCGUCUUCCUCCCCUUUCUGCUGAUGUUGAUAUGCUCUCUCCUGUCUGCAGCUGGUUAUGGGAAACAUGGCAACAACCCAGAUGACCUCUCUUCUGUGGCACCUCUGCUGGUUGUUUUUUACCUGCUAUGCUACACCCCAUUUGCAGUCUCUGAGUUGAUACUGCUUGGAAGAUUGGACCUGUCCCCCUCACCUGAAUGGCUGCGGACAGUAUCGUCUGUGCUGGCUUACAUGGAUUGUGGUUUGAAUCCCAUCCUUUACUGUACCAAUCAAGACUUUCGGCAGGCACUGCUUGCUUUGCUGUGGACUAGUCGGAAGUUGAGCCUGUCUGAGCCUGAGCUGACAAGAAUUACAAAACUAGUGAUGGUGAAAAGUCAACCAGCAGAGAUAAUAACAAUUGCCCAAAUGAAGGUUCCUUCAUGAAAAAUGAAAAAAUCUUUGUCUGAAAAUAUUCCUUUAAUAUUGUUUUGUCCAAAAUAAAUGAACUG
Molecule: messenger RNA, 1294 nt
Organism: Sardina pilchardus (European sardine)
Lineage: Eukaryota; Metazoa; Chordata; Actinopteri; Clupeiformes; Clupeidae
Product: C-X-C chemokine receptor type 6
Exons: 8
Coding region: 246-1229 (327 amino acids)
Biological process (GO): cellular response to light stimulus; phototransduction; G protein-coupled receptor signaling pathway
Cellular component (GO): plasma membrane
Molecular function (GO): G protein-coupled photoreceptor activity
Source: RefSeq, a predicted model, not a curated record